UGUUUUCUCUUAGGCGGAACUACUUUUUUUGCGUUAAGACAAAGUUCUCUGACUGUUUAUCCAACGGGGAAGGCCUUAAUGCACUAGAGCCCCUUUGCCACUUCAGAGCGGUGUGCUGUUGACCUGCUACUGUCGAGGCUACUGCCUGCCAAAUAAAGGAUGAGAGGGUUUCUGCUACUGCUAGCUCCGUUGCUCUGUGUCUUUUUCCCCUGGGUCUCCACCACCAGUACCCAGACACCCGCUGUCUCUUCACAGGACCCCUGCUCUUCUGUCCACAGCUACAUUGAGUCACAUCCCGACUGCUCAGUUUAUGACCUUCGUGAGGGAGGGUGUUCAGAGGUGGACUGCCAUUGGAACAACUCGUAUAUCGCUGUUGAUGUGGAUGAAUGUAAAGAUCCAGUAACAGUUGAAGUCAACUAUGCCACCUGGACUUCAUAUGAUGGAGAUUGUAUAGAGGACCUUUCAAACUCUUUUAACUUUUUCUAUUUCUACAACCAGAGUGAGAUAGUGGACAAUUACAAAGUCAGAAAAGACACUGGCAGAUACAGUGCGAUACUGGCUAGAAAUGCCAGCCACCUUGGAUUUGAGCUCUAUGUUGAUCGCCCUGGCCAUGGCAGGCAGACCCUAGUGGACCCAGUAUACUUUCCUCUGCUCCCAGGAAAGUGUAUGUGUGACUCCAUGAAGGCAGUGGCUGAGGACAUGUACUGGCUGAACUCGUCCUCUUGCAAUACAACCGAUGCUGAAUGUACUGGUGAACUGCUGUGCAAUUUGGAAGACAGUGCUCUACAGCAAGUGACAAUGAGUAUCUCGCAGUGUGACAAUCCUCCAACACUGACACUGGGGAUGGUGGUCAAUGGUCAGAGCUACCCUACAGAAUUGACUGACAAUACAACGAGUGCACUGGGUGAUCUUGGAGUGACAGUGAUUUACACUGUCUGGUACUACAACUACUCCAUGGACAUACAGAUAGUGGCACAGAGCGGUGAGGCCUACAACGAGAUUCUCUCUCGUCACAAGAUAAUUCUGGACCUCACCUCCUGCAGUCCUCCUCGACCUCUUGACCUCUCAACUGCCCCUCCCCCUGCCAUUGAGUUUACUGCGCCCACCAUACCUGACAGUUCGAGUUCUUACGAUACAUGUGCAGCUCUCCAGUCUAUAUCUAAUAGUGGUACUCUACUGUGCAACACAAUCCAAGCCUGUACAGCCCUGGAGUGUGACUGGUACAGUAGACUGGAGAUGCAGGUGGACCAGUGCCACUACCCUCCAGGGAUAAUCAUCAUCGUAUAUGAUAGCCAAAACCAGCCCAGUUUUAACAGGAAAUUCAAUGAUGGGUCUACCAUUGUCGAGGAUGGUAGUCUACCGGACGAUUUGAACGUAACUGUGCAGCAAAUGUUUCCGAGUGCUAUAAGUGUGGAGGUAUUUGAGCUGGCCCGUCCACCAACCCCUCCCCCUCCGUUUAAUUGCUAUAGUAUCAUUACAAAAACUGUCAUCCCCAUCGACAAGUCUUCUUGUUUCACUUCAGCCCCACCCACAACAGCCCCCACCUCAACAUGCUCGGCCAUGCGGUAUGUCCAGACAGCGCUGUCAUAUUCGACAGGGGAUCCCUGCUUCUUCCCCGUGGCCAAAAACUGCUCCAUUCUCACCUGUCCGAUUGGCAAAGGAAAGGACCUAACUCUCAGAAUCCUCCGCUGUGCCCACCCCCCCGCCGUCAGAAUCACUCUCGGGACUGCAUUUUCCACCACCUUCGACCACACGUUUGACCACUCUGAGGUGGUCCCUUUGCAAGGUGUCCCAGAAGAAGGAGCUGCGCUGAAUGUGACGCUUGGCCAGCUGUGCUCCAGUAAUAGCACUGGUCUUCAGGUUGAUUACAAGUCUAGUUUAAGGAACACUCCUCUUAUUCCUUACACAGUUAUACCAAUUGACACCACUGGCUGUGGCCCAGGCUCAGGUGUAACGUGUCCUGACAGCAGUGACCUCUGUAAGGCCAUGAAUGACAUCAGCGAUCUACCGUUUGUCAACCGUACCUACAUCCCAACAACUUCUUGUAGCUCUGGCACGCCCGCUGCCUCUGGCACGACCGCUGCCUUAGUUAUUGGACUGAGUGUGGGAGUUCUGUUUGUUGUCUUGCUGACGUUGGUGAUAAUUAUUGUCGUGGUUACGGUGGUCUACCUCAUGCGACGACGUUAUUAUCAAAACUACCAGCUGGCUAUGAGCCAGAUCAAUGAGGACGAACUGGCCUAGCAAGAACUACUUUAAAUUGAUCACACAACCAUCAUCUUCAAAAAAGUAUUGUAAUAGCUAAAAACAAUGUGUUUUAAUGUGUUGUACAUUCUCUGUGUUCAACCGUGAUUCAACUGUACGUCAGUUAUCAUGCAUGUGUAAAAUGAUUUUCAUUGCCUUUUUUA
Messenger RNA from Geodia barretti, 2405 nucleotides. The record is from the annotation of a GenBank genome assembly. Lineage: Eukaryota; Metazoa; Porifera; Demospongiae; Tetractinellida; Geodiidae.